AUUUUAUUUACACGCAUGUUCGCUAGAAAAAUUCCAAAUCUUAUUUAUGAAUGAUACUACCCAUCGUAAUCUACUUUCUGUAAUACAAAAAUUCCAUUUUGUUACAGAAGAAAGUUCUAGACAUUAGUAACGUAUCCAUCCGAACGUCUUCGAUAAAUCAAAAUUCCCUUCUCCUUAACCCUUUCUCCAAAGAACGUCGUUGCGUGGUAACUCAGCCAAAUAAAAUCCAUCAAUCAUCCACACAAUAAACCAAAAUCCCCCGGUGUCUGACAGCGCAACCGUGAAAAACAACGUUAUCAAAACCUCGAAACACCCGUAACCGAGUUUCCAUAAUCUUGUAUCUUCAUCUCGAAUCAAGGACCUCGACCUUCCUUCAUCGAUGACCGUUACUGCCAUCUUUUUCCCCUCGUCCCUACCAAUUCCAGGAACAUCCAGCUCCGUGGCUGGUGUAAAGAAAGAAAGGGCGCGAGAGAGGAAAAUCGAGGCUCGAGGAACGGGAAUCGAGUGUGCGCAGUCGCGGGACUGUUCGAUGUCGCGGAGCAGUCAUCGUGGAGAGCGACGAGUUUCUCGCCGCGUGUACACGUAUAUAUCAGGCGGGAGGAGCGGUCGUCCGGUUGUCCAGGAUCGCGAUAAUCGGGUGAAAGGUAGACGGUGACUUGCAGUGCCAAAGAGAGGCCAAAGUGCGAUCGAAUCAACGAAUAACGAUCGCACGACUUAAUCUUCGAGGAGACACGUUGUCUCUUCGAGAAAGCUCCGUCCAGUCCAUUCGAACGAUCCUAAUGGCCGCCAGGACUCGAUCGAACCACCCACACAGACACGUAAAUGUAAUCCUUUAAUCGUGUGCUAUUUAAAUAUUCGAGACAUGAGAUGGACGUGAGAGGCUCCUCGAGGAUCGAGGCGAAACCUCGCGAUAACCGUGAACGAAUCUGCUCCGGUUUCGUCGAUCAUUCGUUGAAAAUCGUUGUCUUCGUUGAGAGACCUGGUGCAUCGAUCGCGAAAUACGAGGCAACCGAUCGUCGGUGCGGGCAGAACCUUACGAGCUUCCGGGAGCGGCGUGCGGCCUCCUGAAAAACCAGCCCGCUUCCCGAUCGAUCCCGGAAUAUGACCUUCGAGUCACGUGUGCCGCGGCGCGACACGCAAGUCACCGAUACGAGCGGUUCCGACUCGCGAGGCGGACUGGACAUCGAUCACGAGGAUCGCGCGCCGCGGCGGACUUUUCGACGCUGACGCGCCGGACGCGGGAUUUUCCCUUCCGGGACGACACGACACACUGCCACACGGGGGUGAGAAAGAGAGAACCACGGGGAUCGAUACGAGCAGCGGGAAAGUUGCCGAGAGGAAGGAAUCGAGUCGUGGACCGGGUCAAAGAGGAAUUGCAAAUUCGAACCAAGUUUCACGCUGUUCCGCCGACUAAAUCGGAAAUUUUUGGUGCACGUCGAUUAAGAGGGUGAAUCGAUGUCGCAGAUACGCGCGCAGGAAAUACAUGGGAUAUUUGAAGAAGAGGAAGAAUUCGAGGAGCUCUGGAAAGUUGACGGGUGAUAAAUGCUUUUGGAUGAGAGCAGGGAUUUGUUCUUCUGGCUCGUGAUUAUGUCACAGAUCGGAUGAGAAAUUUUCGUCGAGUAUCGAUAAAGAAGGUGAUUCGAUGUAUAUGUAGAUACUCGUGCGGGGAACGUAUGGAAUAUUUAAGGAACGAGACGAAUUAUAAACUGGAAAGUUGAUGGUGAAUGAAACUUGGUUCUGGUUCCUGACUCGUGGUUAUGUCAGACGAGUGGAGAUUCCUGGAAACACAAUGAUAGACCGUAAACAUCGUACAGGAUAGGCUUGAUUCCCUGUCAAUAAUUUCUGUGUUCUAAUUAUUGUCUUGAUCGACGAAUCAGAGAGUAAUCUCGAGCAAUCUAUUUUAUUUAUCAACAAGAUGGUGAGCUGUGAUUGUUCUUCGCGAGAAUCGAGGUUGGACGUCUGUCAAUGAUGUCAGUGUUCUGUUGACCUCGCGUUCCAUAGAUGUACGAUUCUGUUCUAUAGUUGCAACCGUGGUUACAUAUAUAUCCACGAUUCUAUUCUAUAGUUACAGCUGUGACUAGAUAUUCACGUAAAUUAACAAUGAGGUUCUAUAUCGGUCGAACGAUCGACGGUGAACUGUGAUUAUCCGUUCUGUCAAUAAUGAUUUUCAUUUCGUUGAAUCACGACCGAAUGCUUUGCUUUGCACAGAGUCGAUCGAUUAUCUAACCGUGACCACUUCUCACGUAAAUUGGACCUCGAUAAUCGAUGCGAAACCAGUGCAACCAAUCCCAUCGAUCUUCGGCUUGCGAGCACAUGACUAUCCAGAGAAAGAGAAAGAAGAGGACAGUGAAUUAUCAGCGUUUUUCGAACAAACUUUCAUUCGAAAUUAGUCAACGACACGAGUGUUUCGAUUCUAUUGAUUAUGAAAUAAAUUUCACGAGACACUUCUUUUUUUUAGACUCUUAUUAAUAAGAAACGAACAAGAGGUGAUUUAUGACUAAGAACCGCGAUAUCCAUGAAUGAUACCAAUGUUCUAAUCUUGUGGCCAGCCACUGGUCGAAGGCGAUAUAACAGAGGAUUCUUUGUUUAGAACUGUUCUUCUACUUUUCGCUCAAUUGCCCGCCUUCGAGGAGAAAUCAGCCAAUACGUCCGCUAUUCUGAUCGUUUUCUCCGUAAAUAGAAAAAAGGAAACUAUAAAAGGCAGUAAUAAACGAAAAAAGAAUCGUCCUUGAAAAAUGGACACGAUAGAUCGAUCAGACGAUAAAAAACGCUUGGUGAUAAACGCAGAGCUUAUUACCCGUUCAGUUUUCUACCAGCCGCAGGGUUUUUCUAUUCAGCUUUUGUCGUAGUUUUAUCGUCAAUUUAGAGAGUUUUUUGAGCACGAGAGGUCGGCAUACCGUCACCGCGUGAUCGAUAAUCGCAGCUUCAUUUCGAAAACAUCCUUGGACGGGCUCGUUCAAGGACCACGUUCGAAUGAUCGAACCACUCGAAGGAGAAUACGUAGGAUCGAUAUUAUUCUCGGCCACGUGACGUGAUAUGUAAUUUACCGUCAAAAAUAGAAGAAAAAUACGAAAUCACAUGAUCCCUAAAUACUCAGGGAUUCGCGUUAGGUUUCGAUAAAAUCGUCCACAUGUUUUAGAAAUACCUAUUAAUGCAAAAGUAUCCAUCCAAGAAGCGUUGAAAGCUGGCUAUGUUGAUUCCUGGCCUCCUCGAGUACGGGUUGUAGAAUGUCAGAGGCUCGUUUUCACAACGCGCAUGUCCAGUGCCUUGACUACCAACGGGACGCCUAUACCUUGGCCGACGUUGCGAGCCACUAGGGUUUCAAGGGGGUUGAGCAAGGAUAGAAGAGGGAAAGGAAGGAGAGAAAGAGAGAAGCAGAAGCGACGAGUAUCAAAGUUGCUCGUCGUGGUGUUCGCAAUAAAGUAACCGUGAUAAAAAGCGAGGCCUGUCACUCGCGGCUGGACGGUGUAGCGUGGAAGACGUGGAGAGAGCGUAGAGAGCCAUUGAAGUGGCUAAAGUUUACCCGGAAAAGUUAAAGUGGUCAGAGAAGAAAAAAAAAAAAAAGGAAAGAAAGGGAGUAAGAGGAAGACGAGCUAAUUGGUUCGACAACUCCGUUCAAGUUCAACAAUUAAUCAUUGGCUGUGCUGUUACUCUUCGUCUGAGCUUAAAAAAUAGCGACUAGUAAAUCAAUCGUGAAAGACAUCCCAAGAACAACAUAGAGAUUCAAAGAAGAUACAGAAGUAAACAAAGAGAAAGAUAUUUUUGCUACGUCCUUUCUAGCGUUCGAGACGUACACACGUGGUCGUCGAUUUCAACGUCCAUUUAAACAGACUGACUUUUCAGCCUCCAAUUUUCAAAGAGGAUUUAUUCAAGCGAAUAAAUCGAGGAUAUAACAGAAGGAAGAUUCUUAAAUCCGAAUCACCGUCCCACUGUACGUUUCUAUCCUUCAUUUUGCUACUCUUCACGUACGUAGACGUGACGCUUUGCUCAACAUGUCGUUCCGUAAUAUCUUGCGGAAGUGCAUUAACAAGACGCGCCAGAUAAUUGGCCACGCGCUGAAGAGGUGAACCGUUGAACUCGUGUGCACGAUGUCGAGCUGCAGCAAGAGCACGUGAUCGCUGGUACAGUCAGGAACAGGUGGAAGUUGGUGAACAACGCGGUUUAUUAAAGGUCUGACGUGGGAGGAUGACGAAGUACGGAUUGGCCAGGCUGGCACUUUGGAGGCCGAGACGUUCGGUUACCUCGCAGCCAACGAGCCAGCAGGAAAACAACCCUCUGAUGGAGGGCGAGAGUGGCGGCGGUGGCGGCCGUUCUGUGACCAGCGCUGGUGGGGGUGGAGGAGGAGGUGGAGGUCGACGGGCACCGAGUCUACGGCUGGUGAACGGAAGAGCGACUACGGGGGUUAGUUUGCACACCAGCAGCACAGAAUCCGUUCGUUCACCCCAUCACCACCUCGGCCAGCAGCAGGGGGGCAACAAUAACAAUAACAACAACAACCAUAAUAAUAAUAACAACAACAACAAUAACUGCCACGCCGGUAAUAACCCCGCCGCGAACAAUCAUCCACGGCUUAACAAAGAUGACAGCAUCAAGAUCAGCAUCGAGAACACGAACACUUGCACGGACAGCCUCGUCACUGCUCUAGACGACGAGACAUUGCUCAUCACGGAUUUCGUAGCCGACCAAGGCAACGAGAUGAAUUACAAGGGCAGCGGGAAGGUCCACUUCGGAGUGGACGAUGUGUCCCUCUACGGGACGCCGAAGGAGGAGCCGGGCCCGGGUCUUCCGGGCCAGGAAGUCAAGCAGAGCUUCUUGAAGAAUCAGCUUCAGGCCCUGUUCCAGCCUACCGACAACAAGCUGGCUAUGAAGCUGUUCGGAAGCAAGAAAGCUUUGAUGAAGGAACGGAUCAGGCAAAAGGCUGCAGGUCACUGGGUCAUCCAUCCUUGCUCCAGUUUUCGAUUCUACUGGGAUCUCUGCAUGCUCCUCCUGCUGGUAGCUAAUCUGAUAAUUCUGCCAGUCGCCAUUAGUUUUUUCAAUGACGACCUAAGCACUAGGUGGAUAGCCUUCAACUGCCUUUCCGACACGAUAUUCCUCAUAGACAUUGUCGUCAACUUCAGGACAGGCAUAAUGCAACAGGAUAACGCCGAACAAGUGAUCCUGGACCCGAAGUUAAUCGCGAAACACUACCUCAGGACUUGGUUCUUUCUCGACCUCAUUUCCUCCAUACCACUAGACUACAUUUUCCUCAUAUUUAAUCAAUUUCAGGACUUUAGCGAGUCCUUCCAGAUCCUGCAUGCUGGCCGUGCUCUCAGGAUCCUCAGGCUUGCGAAACUGUUGUCGCUGGUUAGGUUACUACGAUUGUCAAGACUGGUGCGGUAUGUCUCGCAAUGGGAAGAGGUCUAUAUCCCCCUUUAUCAACAGCCGGAGAGGCACUACGAGCGUCGGGCGACACCGCCCCAACCAGACCGAACCAGCAAGAUAUUGCAGAACCUACAAAAAAAACGCACUGAGCGGAGGGGGCGCCUAAGUUCUGACAAUAUGAGUAAAAAGAAGUCCGGUUUCAGCAAAAGCGACCUUAUUUUUAAGUUCCUGAAUAUGGCGUCGGUGUUCAUGCGGAUUUUUAACCUGAUUUGCAUGAUGCUCCUAAUUGGUCACUGGAGUGGCUGCCUACAAUUCCUGGUCCCAAUGCUCCAAGGGUUUCCUAGUAACUCAUGGGUCGCCAUCAAUGAAUUACAAGACUCAUUUUGGCUGGAACAAUACUCAUGGGCCCUUUUCAAGGCCAUGUCGCACAUGCUCUGCAUAGGAUACGGAAGGUUUCCACCGCAAUCCUUGACCGACAUGUGGCUCACUAUGCUCAGUAUGAUCAGCGGUGCUACCUGUUAUGCACUUUUCCUUGGACACGCGACGAAUCUCAUUCAGUCGCUCGAUUCCUCCAGGAGACAAUACCGCGAGAAGGUUAAACAAGUAGAGGAAUACAUGGCCUAUCGAAAGUUACCACGAGAAAUGAGACAAAGGAUCACGGAAUAUUUCGAGCAUCGCUACCAGGGCAAAUUCUUCGACGAGGAACUGAUCCUCGGAGAGCUGUCGGAGAAAUUAAGAGAAGACGUGAUCAACUACAACUGCAGAUCGUUAGUCGCGUCCGUGCCAUUCUUUGCCAACGCCGAUUCCAACUUUGUCUCGGAUGUCGUUACCAAACUGAGAUACGAAGUCUUCCAGCCGGGUGAUAUCAUCAUCAAGGAAGGUACGAUCGGCUCUAAAAUGUACUUCAUACAAGAAGGCAUAGUCGAUAUCGUGAUGGCGAACGGCGAGGUCGCAACUUCGCUGUCAGAUGGCUCGUACUUUGGCGAGAUCUGUCUACUGACGAACGCGAGGAGGGUAGCCUCGGUCCGUGCCGAGACCUACUGCAAUCUCUUCAGCCUCUCGGUGGAUCAUUUCAACGCCGUGCUGGACCAGUAUCCAUUAAUGCGCAGAACGAUGGAAAGCGUUGCCGCCGAGAGGUAUAAGCUUUGGUUGAACAAAAUCGGCAAGAAUCCGAAUCUGGUGGCCCACCGCGAGGAGGAUCUUGGAAGCGAGUCGAAGACGAUAAAUGCCGUGGUGAACGCGCUCGCUGAGCAAGCUGCGCAUGCUAGCGCCAGUGAAGAAUCGGUACACAGCAUGGAGCUGAGGACUCUUCCCGCUUGUCUGUUGCCCAGACCAAAGUCUGAGAAUAAUUUCGCGAGUCAGGAGCUCUCCCGAGAGGGACGACGGAUCUUCCACAAGAGCGACACUUUCCACAAGGAUUCGUAUCAAUGACGACACUCGUUAUACUAGCAUACAGAGAGAUACUAACGGCUCCAUGAGCGACAGUGGCGUUGUACACUGUCGAUCGGAUCGUUGGCAGCCGUUUUAAGCCUAGAUCCUGGACGCUACACUAGAAGCAAUCUAUACAUAGAUAUACGCUAUGCCAGUAGUCUUCUAGCGAUCGGUUUCUAGCGCCUUCUUAUAUUAACCUGACGGCACGUUCUAGUCCAGGAUCUAUGCAUAAAAUCGCGCGGACCAAGAGAAUACCGACGUUCUCCAGCGAUGGCACGGCACAACACACAAAAUAAAACCAUCGUUUAGGCGUAACGCUAUUAUUUUCCCCGUCUACAAGACGUUCAACCUCAACAGCAAUAAACGAAGCAACCGACAAAAAGAAGAAGAACAGAAAACAUUACUGUGGAGGGUUAGCUACGAUCGUUGUCCUUCGUUGUCACGAAACGAUCGCAUGAGGAUAGAGAAACGAUCGAGAAAUAUUUUCAACGGAGGAUCUUGUGCUCGACAAAGGAAGAAGAAGAGAAUCGACAAACAGAUAGACAGCUGUGCCAUCGAUCGGAGAACACGGAGCCGUUAAUUCCUGCCGCGAGUCUUCUUCAUCGACGCAGGCGUCGCAACCAUAAAGCGAACAGAAACUGAUGCGACGACUGGAUGAAGACCUCAACGACGACGAAGAGCAGGCCUAGAAAUUUAUAGAGCAUAUGUAGAGCCCAUCGUGGACUAGGUAGAAAAAUCCUAAACGACAGUGUUAAACGAUGCGUAAAUUUCUCUGUGAUUUUGCAAAAGCCGUACGUUUCGCACUUUUAGGGAAAAAAUGAUGAAACACAGGGGCGAGGGGGGGGGGUAUGAAAACAAGAAAGAGGAUAACCUACACACGAACGAUUAGGAUUCUGUUUUUGGUUCUUUUCUAAGACAACUAACUAACAUAUUGAAGAGGACGGGAGAGAAACUCGUGAAACGAGGGGUAUUCCAGUUAUAAGUUUGUUAACGUGUUUUAACUUUAGCUUCGUAUCGUUGGAUAGUCCCGUACGAGUGAUCGAACGAAUAGUAAGAUUAAGAGAAGAAGGAAGAAGCAACGUGUAAUAUAAGAGCUGGCAAUCGAAAGGGAAUUUGAACGAAGAUAAAGGAAAAGGAAGAUCGAAGAGGAUGUCCCAUUUAUCGCGGCUAAUCUGUCCUAAUUUUUGAGAUCGAAGGAACACGCCUGCGAUUCAGAACUCGCUUCUAUGCUAUUUUAUUUUCGAAAUGGAAAAUCUUAAUAAUAAAUAGAAAAUACGUCUCAAAUCGAUUCGGGGCAAUGGACAAAUUACCGAUAUCGAAUCGCAGUCAACAGAUCUAUUCAAUUAAAAAUCGGGGUUUCGGAAGACCGUGCUGAGACGCCAACAGAAGGGAAAGGAUCCAGCGCCACGGGAAUCGAGAUGGAUGAAUGUGUGAGAAUUUUUCAGGGUUACAAUUUUGAGGACAAACGGGGUAUCGAGUGAAGAAAUUUAAGUCGUUCUACAAAAGAGAGAAAAUUAAUAUUAUAAAACAAAUCUAAAUCGAAGGCCCAAAGAUCGUGUUAACUUGUUGAGUGUUCUUUGGGCUGCCACGGCUAAUAUAAAACAAAUGUAACACAAACGUCAAUGAAUGAGAGAUAAAAUUAAGUAAGUGGAACGCAAGAGAGAGCGAAAGAGAGAGCGAGAGAUAAGUAUCUUUUUAUUCGGGUGAAAGACACGCGAUGUAUUAUAAGAAGCGAACAAAACAAAAGAAACAAAAUAGAAGAAAGAAAGGAAGGUAUAAAUAUUAUGUAAUAAAUUAUUAUUAUUGUUACCGGUUA
Molecule: messenger RNA, 8608 nt
Organism: Bombus huntii
Lineage: Eukaryota; Metazoa; Arthropoda; Insecta; Hymenoptera; Apidae
Gene: Ih
Product: potassium/sodium hyperpolarization-activated cyclic nucleotide-gated channel 3
Exons: 15
Coding region: 4186-6792 (868 amino acids)
Biological process (GO): potassium ion transport; transmembrane transport
Cellular component (GO): membrane
Molecular function (GO): voltage-gated potassium channel activity
Source: RefSeq, a predicted model, not a curated record